Molecule: messenger RNA, 3980 nt
Organism: Mus musculus (house mouse)
Lineage: Eukaryota; Metazoa; Chordata; Mammalia; Rodentia; Muridae
Gene: Champ1
Product: chromosome alignment maintaining phosphoprotein 1
Exons: 2
Coding region: 187-2595 (802 amino acids)
Biological process (GO): protein localization to kinetochore; protein localization to microtubule; attachment of mitotic spindle microtubules to kinetochore
Cellular component (GO): spindle; kinetochore; nuclear body
Source: RefSeq, marked validated
GCGGUACUUCCCGGCUGGUCCUGCGUCCAGCCGCCAUUCCCGAGGCCGCACAGCCAGCCCAGAGUUUCCUGUGGGCGUUUCCUCCUCUUCACUUCAGGACGCCUCGCCGGAUGGUGAGGAGCGGGCGGGCGGGCGCCUCGCACUGUUGAAGUCUUUCAAGUGCAGUUCUACGGCGUGUGACAGAAGAUGGAAGUGUGUCAGGAAUUGAGGAAACCAGCGCUAAGCCUGGAGUGUGGGCACUGCAGUUUCAGAGGCACCGAUUAUGAGAAUGUGCAGCUCCACAUGGGCUCCAUUCAUCCUGAGUUCUGUGAUGAUAUGGAUGCCGGGGGCCUGGGCAAGCUCAUCUUUUACCAGAAGAGUGCAAAGCUCUUCCAUUGCCAUAAGUGCUUCUUCACCAGCAAGCUGUACGCCAAUGUGUACUAUCACAUCACGGCCAGACACGCAGCCUCGGACAAGUGGAGUGAGCAGCCGAAAGAGCAGCCGAGCAAAGACACCGAGUCUGGGAAAAGCCCUUCCCCUCCUGAGCGGCAGAACCCAGCCUUUGACCCAGCAGAGGCGAGGCCCACUCCAGCCCUCCCCAUGGAAGCACAGAAAACGAGCCCGAGCUUGUGUCCAGAGUCACAGGCUUCUGGUCCUCCAGUUCUGGAGCCUCAGGGCGCUGGUCCUCUUAUUUCGCCCGAGCCCCAAGCCCCUUGUCUUCCUGCUGAGGCCUCAAAAGCUGCUCCUGUUCCUUGCCCUGAGCGUGUAGACCCACCCUGUGAGCUUCCUGAGCUGGAGAAGCCUGAGCGAGGCCCUUCUCCUGAGUCAGUCAAGUCUGCUCUUGUCAGCUCCAAACCCCCAAAGCACUCUUCCUUUGCAGACACAGGGGCUGCCCCUUCAGCUUUGUCUCCAGAGUCACCAGUACUGGCCACUUCCCCUGAACCUUGGGGACCAUCCCUCAGUGCAUCUCCAGAGUCUCGGAAGCCAGCGAGGACUGCCUCCCCUGAGCCAAGGAAGCCAUCCCCAGCAGAGUCUCCUGAACUUUGGAAGCCAUUCCCUGCCAUCGCUUCAGAGCCUCGGAGACCAACCCCAGCAGUGUCGCCAGGUUCCUGGAAGCCAGGGCCGCCUGGUUCUCCUAGGCCUUGGAAAUCCAGUCCUUCAGCAACAUCAGGACCGUGGAAGUCAUCUAAACCUGUUCAACCUAUGUCUCCUGGACCUUGGAAACCAAUACCUUCUGUAUCACCUGGGCCUUGGAAACCUGCCCCAUCUAUGUCCACUGCAUCCUGGAAGUCUUCAGUCUCAUCUGGUUCCUGGAAAACACCACCCACAUCUCCAGAGUCAUGGAAGUCUGGCCCACCUGAACUCCGGAAGACAGCCCUUCCCUUGUCUCCUGAGCACUGGAAGGCAGUGCCUCCCGUGUCUCCUGAGCUCCGCAGACCAGGCCCACCACUUUCCCCAGAGAUCCGAAGUCCAGCAGGUUCUCCAGAGCUCAAGAAGCCUUCAAGCUCACCAGACCUUUGGAAGGUUUCUCCUGACCAGCGGAAAACUUCUCCUGCUUCACUUGAUUUCCCUGAGCCCCAGAAAAGUUCUUGUGGUAGUCCUCCUGAUCUCUGGAAGUCUUCCUUCAUUAUGGAGUCUCAGAAACCUAACGUCUUCUCUGAGACGAGGAAGCACACUGCUUCGGGCUCAUCUGAGUCACCGAAGGUAGCGUCAGACAUAUGGAAGCCUGUCUUGUCUAUCGAUGCUGAGCCUAGGAAGUCCACACUGUUUCCUGAGCCCACCAAAGCAGUCCUUCCUGCUUCUCCCGAGCCACGGAAACGCGCACUUUUCCCAGAGUCCCGGAAGCACGUGUUUCUACCUGAACUUCCCAAAUCCGCUGUGUUCUCAGACGCCCAGAAGGCCCCUGAGCUUAGUGAGGAGAUACAACUUGAAGCUGUGGAUAAUGCAAAAUGCGAUAGUCUGGCCCAGGAAGGGCUUCUGGCCACCCCCAAGAAACUGUUAGACGAGGCUUUAUCUCCUUCUUCAAAGAAGCUCAAGAAGGACAGCCAGGAGAACUCGGAUGCCGAGCUCAGUAGCAGUGAAUACAUCAGAGCAGAUUUAGACACGUUGGACACGAAGGGCCAGGAGUCAAGCAGCGAUCAGGAACAGGUGGAUGUGGAAUCGAUUGAUUUUAGCAAAGAGAACAAAAUGGAGAUGGGUAGUACAGAGCAAGCCAAAAAUGUGCUUCAGUUCACCGAGGAGAAGGAGGCCUUCAUCUCUGAGGAGGAGAUCGCAAAGUACAUGAAGCGUGGGAAAGGGAAAUACUACUGCAAAAUCUGUUGCUGUCGGGCCAUGAAAAAGGGCGCUGUCUUGCACCACUUGGUUAAUAAGCACAAUGUCCACAGUCCAUAUAAGUGCACAAUUUGUGGAAAAGCGUUUCUUUUGGAGUCUCUUCUUAAAAACCACGUAGCAGCCCACGGGCAGAGUUUACUUAAAUGUCCACGCUGUAAUUUUGAAUCAAAUUUCCCAAGAGGCUUUAAGAAACACUUAACUCACUGUCAGAGCCGGCAUAAUGAAGAGGUGAAUAAGAAGCUGAUGGAAGCCCUGGAGUCGCCAUUGGAGGAGCAGCAGAUUUGAUCUUCAGACAGUGGCCCUUGCUCUACAGUGUUGCUUGCCAGACUCUUAGGUUGUUGAGUAGCCUAGAUGGACCAGUAGCCAGUAUGUGUGUAGUGGUGUAUCCUGGUCUGUAAGUAGUGUUACAAAAAAUAAGUACUUGGUUAUUUUUUCAUAUGAUCCGUUGUUUAUGUGGAUGGCUAUUUUAUAAGUCUUAAUACAUUUCUGUUAUAGAUUCCAGAUGGAUAUAACUCAUUUUCCUUAAGUUUUAUUUUUGUUAUAAUACAAGGAGUGGGGGAAAAUAGGCAGGCCAUUUAAUAAACAAGUAAGUUUAAACCUAAUCAGAGUCUUUGUCCUCCACCAUGUGUGUGUGUGUAACUGAUUUCAGAACAUAGAACUUAUUAGAUGAGGGCUCAGUGGUAGAGCCUCGACUAGCAUGUUUUGCAUACUUAUCAGUUCCAGGGUUCUAUCCCCAAUACCUUUAAAAAAAAAAAGUGGAAUGUAUGAGAAUUGAGCAUGAAAAGUAAAUUUGAGAAAAAUUUUGUUAAAUGUACUUUUGAAACAUGUCUUAUAUCUUAUUUUUUCAUGUAAAAUUAGUUUAUAAGUCUUUAAUACUUUCAUGAUGAUCAUUAAUGCUGUUACAGAGCGGCACUUCUCGCCCUGGGGGUAGAAUGACCCUUUCACAGAAAGCAGAGAUAUUACAUAAUGGUGAUAGCAAAGUUAGUUAUAAAGCAGCAAUGAAAAUGUGAUGGUUGGAGGGGCCACCAUUACAUGAGGAACUGUAUUGAAGGGUCACAGCGUUAGGAAAGUCGAGAAUGCUGUUGAAGAGAGUUGGAGUCUUAGAGCCGCUGGUUUUCUGCUGCUAGGACAACUGAGUGGGUUUGCAAAGCAGUGUUGGUAUUUUCUGCAGGCUGAGAAGACCACAUGAUUAAGGCCACCGCUUCCCUCUAGUUGUUUGCAAUGGCGUCUUCCUUGUGGGGUCUUGCCCUUCACGUCCCUGCCUGAUCACAUCAACAGAUGGUCUUCACUUGCCAAACGUGUUAGUGUCUGUACCUCCUACCCUGGGUCUUAUGUGCUUUCUGUCGGGUGGGGCUUGAGACCCAAGUAAUGAGCAGGAGCUCAAAGUCUUCCAGAUUGACAGUAAAAGGUUAAUAAACAGCGCUGGUGCGGCAGCCAGCGAUCCACACUGGAUGCCGACUUGGUUGGUUGGGAGCUGAAUUGAUGAGGGCUCACUGUAUCUCACCGUGGGCAGCACAGUGAAGCCCUGCCUCAAAAGCAUUCCUGUCUGAAAGACAUGUCGCUUUGGUUUCACAUGGUUUUGCCAUUGUAAAUACCUUGUAUCUCUCUGUGGAUUAUUCUAAUAGUUUGUUAAAUGUGUAUCAACCAAAUUAAAAAGGCUUUCACGAUAA